Acomys russatus (golden spiny mouse) is the source of this 2100-nucleotide messenger RNA. It is a transcript of the gene Tulp3, whose product is annotated as TUB like protein 3. Lineage: Eukaryota; Metazoa; Chordata; Mammalia; Rodentia; Muridae. The record is from RefSeq and is a predicted model, not a curated record. Gene Ontology annotation, cellular component: cilium. The coding region runs from base 1 to 1374 and encodes 457 amino acids. Gene Ontology annotation, biological process: protein localization to cilium. The transcript is spliced from 11 exons.
AUGCGUAGCUCUAAGUUUAAGGUUGUGUGUGCCUUUGAAGAUGAGACCCUGAGGCUUCGGCAGCUGAAGUUGGACAAUCAGAGGGCACUGCUGGAGAAAAAGCAGAGAAAGAAGCGCCUUGAGCCACUCAUGGUACAACCCAACCCAGAAGCCAGGCUGCGAAGGUUAAAGCCGAGAGGUAGUGAGGAGCACAUGCCUUUGGUGGACCCUCAGACACCUCGCAGCGAUGUCAUCCUACAUGGCAUCGAUGGUCCAGCUGCUUUCCUUAAGCCAGGGGCUCAGGAUUUGGAAAGCCAGCCUCAAGUUCUCUCAGUGGGCUCCCCUGUGCCGGAAGAGGGCACUGAAGGGAGCGCAGAUGGGGAAAGCCCUGUGGAGACUGCCUCUAAGCAGGACCUGCAGGAGAUCCUCCAAAAACACGGCAUCUUGAGCAGUGUGAACUAUGACGAGGACACUGACAAUGAGGAAAACCGAGGACAAAACCUCAGCUCCCCAUCAGCUCACUCAGAAAAAGAGAGCUCUGAGGCCAGCCAGAAAGCAACCUCGGAGACGGGAGCUUCCAAUGUGACACCCCAGGAGGGUGAUGCCCAGCUCGGAGAAGUGGAGAAUUUAGAGGAUUUCGCAUAUAGUCCUGCGCCUCGGGGUGUCACAGUGAAGUGUCGAGUGACCAGGGAUAAGAAAGGCAUGGACCGUGGCCUCUUCCCCACCUACUAUAUGCACCUGGAGAAGGAGGAGAAUCGCAAGAUAUUUCUUCUUGCUGGUAGAAAGCGAAAAAAGAGCAAAACAUCCAACUACCUGAUCUCCACAGAUCCCACUGAUUUGUCUCGUGAAGGGGAAAGCUACAUCGGCAAACUCAGAUCCAAUCUCAUGGGAACCAAGUUCACAGUGUAUGACCAUGGUGUCAACCCAGUCAAGGCCCAGGGUCUGGUGGAAAAGGCCCACACCCGGCAGGAGCUGGCCGCCAUCUGCUAUGAAACAAAUGUACUUGGUUUUAAAGGUCCUAGGAAGAUGUCUGUGGUCAUUCCGGGGAUGAACAUGAGUCACGAACGCAUCCCCUUCCGGCCACGAAAUGAACACGAGAGCUUGCUUUCAAAAUGGCAAAACAAAUCCAUGGAGAACCUGAUCGAACUGCACAACAAGGCUCCGGUGUGGAAUGACGACACCCAGUCCUAUGUCCUGAACUUCCACGGCAGGGUCACCCAGGCGUCUGUGAAGAACUUCCAGAUCGUCCAUGGCAACGACCCUGACUACAUAGUCAUGCAGUUUGGACGUGUGGCUGAUGACGUGUUCACACUGGACUAUAACUACCCACUGUGUGCGCUUCAAGCCUUCGCCAUCGGGCUGUCUAGCUUUGACAGCAAGCUGGCGUGUGAAUGAGACACAGCAAGCAGGGGACUUCGUCACCACCGAGCCUUCAGGAGCAGAAAGCUGCUGCCCUCGGCCCUGCCCCAGCACAAGAAGAGCAGCACUCUGCCCCUUUGGGGAGUGAGUGAUCGAGUGUUCCUGUGAAUGUGCAUGUGUGUUUAAACAUGCAGACACAUACACAUUUGGACACGUGCUUCCACACACUCGUUCACGCCUUCUCUGAACCUCAGAGACCUGGCCGUAGAUCACAGCUUCACACGGGUGACAGACGGCUUAAAGCACAGGGAGGUGAACACCUGGGCACACUGGUGACUCCUGGCCACACAACAGUUCUGUGUGGCCAGCGUAGCUUUCCUGUGCUCAGGUACUUCCAACAGAAUCAGACCCUAAUGACUAAAUACUCGGGCCUCCAUUUUUGAAGACACUUUCAAAAGGGGGCAAUUCCCUUGAUGCCUUUAGCCUCUAAGACAGGAGCCUACAGACUCUCUCAGCUAAUGGUCUGAUAGCAUCUCUUGCAACUCCAGUCAGUUCCUUUAGCACAAAAACAGCCAUAACUAGUUGGUGCACAAAGAGUGUAGCUGUGUCCCAAUAAAACUAUUUACAGAGUGGGCAUUGGCCUAAUAUGGCCUGUUCCUCUGGUUUUCAGGUCUGCUUCAGGUGUGUCCCUGGACUCCAAGGCUGGAGCAUCUUCCAGAACGUUAGUGGAGAGGGGCACAGUUUACUUUUCAGUAGCAGCAG